AAAAUGUCAACUGAACUAGAAGUCAUUAUUAUGAGUAUCCAGAAACAUAUAGAAGCAGCAAAGGCAGGAAAUGAAAGAGGGGAGGCCAAACUUUCCCUUGUCAAGAAGAAGGAUUAUUUGUAUAGUGUUUUAUUGGAAAUUCAGCAGUGCAAGGAUAGGAAGGAUGUGGCAGGGAAGCAGAAGGUUAUUGAACCGAUGUUGGUUGAGUUGUGUGAGAUUGGGUGUGGGGUUUCGUUGGUGAAUGAGAUUAUGUCCAUUUUGACCAGGUUUUAUAAGCAUGGGGAUUUCUCUACUGUGCCGGCGACGCUUGAGAAGCUUAGAGGUAUCUAUGAGAGAUCAAAGUCUGUUUAUAGUAAAGUUUGAGCAGCAAAACUGACUGGGAGGAUAUUUAAGGAGUUUUGGCAGAAGACUAUUUCUCCACCAACUCAGGAGACUGUUCAAAGUUUGCAAAAGUUGUUUAAAAAUUCUCAGGAGUGGUAUGUGAAGGAGACAGCUCUUGAUACUCUGAGUGAUGUCCUACAGACUCAGUGUAAUAAUUUAGACAUGGCUUUAAAUGAUAGCUUCAAGUUAAUCUCGAAGGCUAUUGGUGAUAAGGUGAAAGACGUCAGAUAUGCUGCAACAAAGGCAUUGCUUUAUCUUGUCAGAGGUACUAGUUGAAUUCAAGAUAUGAAAGCUAGCGAUUUCCAAAACAUCAUCUCUGCUGCAUUUAAAGGCUUCAAAGAUUCUUAUAAGAAAGUACGAGCAAUAAGUACUGAACUUAUGAAGGAAAUAUUAUGAAUUAAGAUCAAAUUUUGUCUUGAGGAGAAAGAGAUUCUAGAUCAGAAGAUGCCUUCGAGUAAGAAGAAGCUAAUAGAGUCCUUACCAAGUAACCUGAUAGAAGUCCUUGACUAUCUUGCCAGCAAUAUUUAUGAUAAGUCAACGUCAAAUAAUUAUGAAAGAAAAUGAGUCGUUGAAUGAGUAUAUUUCAUUAUGAAGGAGAUCCCAUUGCUGUUCGCAAAAACAAAGAAAAAGACUUUGAUGGAUAGGAUCCUCCUAUUAGAACCAAAUGACAAGACUGGAAAGUAUCCAGUUGAAAAAUAUGAGCUUAUUGUUAGCAAUAGGUUUAUCACCUGGCUGCUUUUCCAGGUUGUUGAAGAGCUGGACCAAGAAGAGCAAAAAGAGCUUAUUGAUGUUGUAUCAUCUUAUCUAUCAAAUAAGAAACAUUCUGAAGCAAGUCUUUCCAUUCUGUUGAGUGUUUUCAAUCAUCUCUGUAGAAGUCUUGAUCUAACAACUAUUUUCAAGAGUGAUCAGGAGUUCACAGAUACUUUGAUGCCUUUUAUAAAGUGUGGCAGGCUUCAAAUUCAGGUGCCAAUUUGCGAGAUUUUCAAAACAGUGUCUCAGAACACUCCAGAGUGGGUACAUCCUCUGAUCUCAACACUCAUCUCGCAUACUUCAAUUACUCAUGCUGAGUUGGCUGGAUUGUCAUUCACUCCAGUGUAUGCAAUCAAGUUAGUUCCCCAAGUGAGUGAGAAUUACCAAAAGAGUGAUAUCCAGAAGGCAAUGCAGUGCUUGAACCAGGUCAAUUGCUUGGCCCAUGCACUCGCCUUAGUCUUCUCUUCAGUCAACCACAGCCUUAAAGGAGUCCCUGUGACCCUCUCUAAUUCAAGUUUUAAUGCUGCUAAAGCCAUGAUUUUGGGUAAUUUUCAAACUGAAGAUGACGAGGAAGAUAUCAUCCAAGUCGGGCUCGAAGAUUUUGAUAUCUCAGAUUCUCCUAGGAGAGAAGCUGGCUGGAUUCUUCUAGAAGGGCUUCUUCAUCUUGGUAGUCAGUGGGUCGGAUCAAAGGUAAACACUAUUUAUAAACUCUGGAAUUCGGUGUUUUAUCAAGAUAUGUGUGAAAUUGAUGUCCAGAAAAUCAAAAAUAAGGAUGUCAUGUAUAUUGAAAAGAUCUUAACAGAGUUUAAAAUUAAAUAAACAAGCAUUAUCCACUAUCAAAUGCUUCUUGAAUAAGUGCUACCCUCUUUUGAAUUCCCAAUUGAUUAAAUUGACAGCUGGAUUUGUGGUCAACGCGAUUACUUUCUUUAUUAAUCAGGACAAAAAGGAGAUAGUCAAAUUGUUCAGCAAGACAUUCCAUGAAGACUUUUUGAAAGUUAGAAGUGAUAUUUAUGAAUGUUUAUCAAAUUUACAUCCUUCAUUGUAUUCAUAUAAAUUUGUCCAUAUUCUUCAUUCUGUCACUGAUGAUAUUGUGAAUGAGACAAUUACCAAGAGCAUCCCAUCAGUUGCGAUAAAGACAUUGUGAAAGGAAGAUCAGUUGCAUGACAAUGUGUAUUUGCAUAUGGAAGGUGUACCUGAUAGUUAUCUAAGCGAUGAUAUUUACUUUGAAUCUUCUUCAGCUCUCUCUGGAGAACUUCUCGAUCUAACCUUAAGACACUCUCCAUGGCUUAUUGUAGACCAUGAUCGUAUGAAUACCAGCUGCUCAGAGCUAGAUGUUAGGAUAUCCAUCAGAGAGACUGCUAUUCAGACCUUCUCAGACAUCUUCAUCUCGUCUCAACUAAAUGACAAAAAUAAGAUCCAGCUCAGCAACCACCUUCUCCUCCAUGCGAAGCGUGUACAGGAAAGUAUACUUAAGGAAUCAAAAUCGAAAAAGAGUAAACAGAAAGAUCCAAUUUCCAAGGAGCGAAAGAUUGCUAAACUUUGCUCGAUCUCCAGUGCUGCAUAUAUGAUCAGCCUUGGACUGGUCAAGAAGAAGGUCAAAGAAAUUGACCAAGCCGUCUUUGGUAACUUAGAAAGUAUUUUCACGGUCUGAAUGGAAGUUGAAAAUGAUACGGUGAGCAAGAUCUGAGCUGAAGGACUAGCUCUGCUUUACACGCAAGUUACUGGCGCUGAAUAUAUUAUGAGCAUAGUCAAUAUUGUGAAGGGAGAUAUAGAAAGAAAGGCUUCAGAAGUAGCAUCCAAGAAAGAAGGAACCAAGAAUGCUCAAAGAAAUGAAAUGGUCCUAGGCAACCUUUUGAGAUAUAACGAUCUAUGAGAGAAUCCAGCUUUGAGCGAGGCGCUAUUGGAGGCAUGAAAGACAAUUUUGAAGGGAAGAGAUACUAACUCAAAGCUUAAAGAUUAUUUAAGCACCUGUGAGAACGAGGAGAUUUUAAGGAACACCUACCCUACAUGUUUCUACCUGAUGCAGAUGGACAUUAUUACCAACUCUAAGUCUCUAAAUUCGAUGUGAAAGUUCACAGAAAGAAUUUUGCGGUACUUCCAAGUCACCACUGACGCAAAGUCAAAGGUCAUAAUUGUAUUCAAAGAGUUUAUUAACCAUUUCUUGACUCAGGCCUUUUCAAAAGAUGCUUCUAAUACUUUAAUCGAGAGUUGACUUAAAAUGGCAAAAACAGUGAUGAUUCUUCAAGACAAGAUGAAGAAAGAUGGGGAUUAUGAAAUAGGACUUCUCCCUCUGUCAGAGAAUGAGAUUUAUAAAAUUGCUGAGCUAGCCAUCCGUCUAAUAGAAGAAUCAUCUGAUAUUUACAUUAAACAAAUUUGUAUUGAGAUCAUAGCUGUUCUACUCAAUUCUGGAGACAUUGAAAUGUUAGAAAAGCUCAAGAAAGGAAGGAAUUUUGAUGAAGAUUUCUACUGCUUCUUGUUCAAUGAGCUAAACUCUACCAAAUCUAUGGUAAAGCCUUUCAAUUAUGAAAAAUUAAGGAAGCGUAUCUCUCAGGUUCCUUCUUAUGAGCAUAUGACUCACCACUCUGAAUUUGAGAGGAUUAUAAACUUCAAUCAUAACUCAUUGGAUGCAUUUUGUUCUGGAAUGGCCAAUUACGAUCAGUAUAGGAGGGAGUAUUAUGAGUAUUCACUUGAAAUAGUGUUUAUUUACGCAUUAAAGAUCAGUGCCCAUUAUAAGCUCGACCUUUGGAUAAAGUUCUGUAAGUUCUUUAACUCCUACAAACACGUGAACUUCCUCACACAUGUUGAGCAUGAGACUCAGAGACUUGAGGAAGAGAAGGAGAGAGAAAUGGAGAAUCCUGGUAAAAAGGAUAUCUCUCAGAUGACUAAUGCAGGCCCACUUGAUUAUAGGCUGAGCAAGGAUCUUAAGAACGAAACUAAGAUGUUCCUGAUACAAAGCCUUACUUCCUUUGUGACUCAUUAUGCAACUACUGAUGGGCAUUCAAAGACUGAUAUCUCUAGGCAUAUUUCUAAGUUAAUUAAUAUCGCAUUCGGCGCAGCCAAUGCAGAAGACGUUAACUUAAAGAAAGUCGGCCUCACUCUGAUCAUUGAAUUAGUAAAGAAGUUUCAGUAUACUCAAGAAGCAGUUGAUCAAGAGGACGCUGAAACUAUUGCUCAAAUGGAGGAAGAGAUGGAAUUAAUCAUCGAGCAGUAUGAAGCUCAGAUCAGCUCCAUAAUCCGGCAAAACUUAAAGAAAGACUGCCCACCAGAGAUAAAAAUAAAGACAUACGAUUUGCUGUACUACUUCAUCACAGUGCCUAUUUCAAGAGACUCAGAACUUAUUGGAAGAAUAUUGGCAUUGAUCACUUCAGAUUUAGACAAUAUCAGUCUUUUGAAAGAAGAAUCUGCAUCUUAUGACAGAAUUGUCAGUGAGGCUCACUUCGAGAAGCUUGAGCUUCUCUGUAAGCUCUAUUUGUUGUCUAAAGAAGAUGAAGAUAUCUCCAAGUUCUAUAGCAUUUGUAUAAACCCAAAGAACAUGAAUGAAGAGAAGGAUCUUCAAAACAUAAGUAAUGCUAAGAAGACUUUAAAGAAGAAAGGAGAUAGCCCGAAGGAAAUGAAAGAGAGAAUAUUUGGAGACCGUUUUAAAGAGAUUGAAGGGCUGCUCAAAAAGCAGCUUCUGGCAGCAAUUUAUGACUCUUAUAUUGUGUUAGCGAUGCCCAGAUCUAUUGUUAAGAACUAUAAGAGAUUUAUCUUCAUUACUUGUGGAAUGAGAUCUGCUUACAGUCUAAGCACUAUUGAGAGGACUGUGCAAUACUUCAUGAAAUGUUUGUGCUACCUUGUUGAUUCCAAAAUAUCUCUUAAGGAGAGCAUACUCACAGGAGGAAGAGACGAUAUCAAUUUCAGGGAUAUUUUCGAAAAAUAUGACCAAUGUAAAGAUCAUGAAAUGCUUCUAGCUUUGAUUCAGUUCUAUUUGGUCAGUGAGAUCGAGAUUGACGAGGAGAAUAGUAAGAAGAAUAGUCAGACUAGUGUUUCACACUCUUUAUACAAUCACAUCAAGAUCAGGUUGUUCUGAAUGGAGCUAAUGGAGAAGCUGUUCAAGAGAAUUACAGUAGAUUUUGAAUGUCUACGUGAGAUACUCACCAUUUUUGAUAAGCUGUCGUUCAUCUCAGUUGCAGAGAUAAACUAUAGCAUAGUACGAGUGUGCUUGAUCAUUCUGGAAAGGAUUUAUCAGGCUAAGCAGGUAUCUAGUCAGAGAAGCAUUCUUGUCUCAGAGAGUGACGAUGACCUGAGUGAUACAAAAUUAUGUGAGAAAGAACUCCUUAUAAUACAAGUCAUUGAAAAGCUUGGGUUAAAAAUUAUGAGCCAAACUCAAAGUUAUGUAUACCAAGACAUGAACCUCGGAGAUUUAAGAAAGAAGAUACUUGACAAGAAUUAUGAAGGCCUCGAGGCUAGGUAUCUUAACUCAAAGGAUGAUGAAAAGUCAAAGGCUAUGAAAUUGAACUUGCUGAAAAACACAUAUGAUUUGUGCAAAAGUGUAUUAACAACUUAUAUAAAGUUGAAGGAAUAUUCUCAAGAUAAAGGCCAUUUGACAGCAUUUUCUAAAGACGUCUCUGAGUGUAUAAAGGAUAGUUUUGAGAGUACUAUUCAUAGAACAGCUCUGAAGAUGCCUCUUAGCUUAAAGUCUUACAUAAACCACUUGGUGCUAAUAGAUGAGGUGUUCAAGAUAAAUCCUGAAGUGCUUGCUGAGAACAUCAACAGGUUUAUAAUCAGGCUUAUCUCCACAAUAAAGGUUUGUAACUCCUGAGGUAGCACAAGCGAGAAAGCAAAGGAGAGUAGUGAGGAUGACUCAGAGAGCAAUUCUGAAAACUUUAGUUCAGUCAAAGGAGAGGCUCUCGACCCUGCUACAAUGGAGAAGCUGAAGACUACCAUUCCGUACUUGAUCCAGCUGCUCAAUAAGACCGUGGCGAAUUCAAUUAGCAGUAUUCCAAUGGAAGAAAUAAAGGAUGGAUUUGUCUUUUAUAUGGGAACUCUUUUUGAUAUUGAGAAAGACAGCGAAAGUUCAUCCCAGAUAGUUAAUUUCACACAAAUUGCUCUAAAAGGACUCAAUGGAUUAUUCUCAGCAGGAUCCAAGGAUCCUGAUAUGAUGGAGAGAGUAGCAAGAUUUAGCAAGUUCUGCUUUGAAGAGAGCCUUGCAUAUCUAUUUACCAAUGUAAAAAGAGUCUUUGCUAGCCCAGUUGUAUUGGAAGGUGAGGACCAAAGUCAAACUCAGGCAAUUUCUGAGGAUAUCAAGUUCAUUACUAAUAUAUAUCUUAACUCUACUAGUGAACAGAAAGAAGUUAUAAUUGAUACAAUUGUAAAAAUGUUCUUAGGAAUUGUAGUUGGAGUACAAGAAAAUCAGAUCCAUAGAACGAAGCCUGUGCUUACAAUCAUAAAUUCUGUUGGAGAAGGACUUUAUAGCAUGAUAGUCAAGGGUGAUGUGAAUUUAGCAAAGGGUUAUAUUGCUACUUCACUAACUGACCAACAAAAACAAAUGCUUCAAAAUAUUAUUAAGGCAAUCGCUACUAGUAAGAAGGCUCAAGAAGACCAAAAAGCAAAGAAUCAAGUUAAGCCAGGCCAAAGAGCAGCAGGAAAUCCAAAAUUUAGAGAAAAUAAAGGCAAUACAAAACUAGCAACCAAGAUCGGAAAAGUAUAA
Molecule: messenger RNA, 6820 nt
Organism: Moneuplotes crassus
Lineage: Eukaryota; Ciliophora; Spirotrichea; Euplotida; Euplotidae
Source: the annotation of a GenBank genome assembly